CCAUCCACAUCUUCUCCUUCCUCAACAACUCCGAACAAGUGGUAGAGAGAUGGAGAUACAAGCACGACAGCUACUGGUGGCCAUUUUGGGCAUUGUGAUAGCGAUAGCUUUCGCCGAUGCCGUGCAAGGAGCGACAGCAACGCCGGUUGUUGUCGGCCUGGCCAAGUGCUCGGACUGCGCCAGGAGGAACAUGAACGCUGAGGCAGCUUUCAAAGGUCUUCAGGUGGCUGUCAAGUGCAAGAACAGCAAGGGCGAGUACGAGAGCACGGCGGUGGGACAGGUGGACAAGUCCGGCGCCUUCAGCGUCCCGCUGGCCGCCGAUGCCGUUGGUGAGGACGGGGAGCUCAAGUCGGAAUGCUUCGCGCAGCUCCACAGCGCGUCGAGUGCGCCGUGCCCCGGGCAGGAGCCCUCCAAGAUCGUCGCGGCGCCACCGGGCGGCCACGACGGCAACGAGAAGACGUUCGUUGCGCUCGGCGGCAAGGUCCACCGCUCGUCGCCCGAGUGCGCUUCGGCUUUCCUUUGCCACCAUUUCUUCCACAGCAUUAUGCACCAUCAUCACGUAGGAACCCACACGCCUGUGGUUCUCCCUCACGCGCCUGAUCACGGCCACGGCGGCCAUUCCCUGCCGCCUGUCACCAAGCCGCCGGCGGUAGACGUGCCUGAGCACAAACCGGCGCCGGUGACCGUGCCGGAGCACAAGCCUCCGUCGACGCCGGUGGACACUCCGUCAACGCCCACCGCCCCGUCGACGACGCCAGUGUAUUCGCCGCCGACGCCAACUCCCAUCUACCACCCGCCGGCGCAGCGGGACGCUGUCACUGGCCCGUAGCUCUUCAAGAAGCUGCUGCCGUUCCUCAAGAUGUUGUUGCCUUUCUUUCCUCCUGAUGCGAUGGAGACUCAGCACUAUGAGUGUUUGGUCAGUGUUUUCUUGGCUUUUGCAGGUUAUGCAGUUUCUUCAGAAUAAGGUGUGUGUGUGUGUGUGUGUGUGUGUGUGUGUGUGUGUGUUCUAUCUAUUGGGGAUAGUUGAAUCUUAUGCGAUUUCCUGUGAACCGUUUUUAUUUAGUAAAGCUCUGCAACAAGUUGGGAAUACGUAUUAAAAUAUGAUUGCAAU
Molecule: messenger RNA, 1111 nt
Organism: Sorghum bicolor (sorghum)
Lineage: Eukaryota; Viridiplantae; Streptophyta; Magnoliopsida; Poales; Poaceae
Product: proline-rich protein 4
Exons: 2
Coding region: 50-829 (259 amino acids)
Source: RefSeq, a predicted model, not a curated record